Messenger RNA from Vigna unguiculata (cowpea), 1095 nucleotides. RefSeq names its product remorin-like. NCBI's taxonomy places the organism in Eukaryota, Viridiplantae, Streptophyta, Magnoliopsida, Fabales, Fabaceae. The record is from RefSeq and is a predicted model, not a curated record.
UCUCUUAUCAGAAGCUUUUGUUUUAUGCUGUUUAUUUACCAGCUUUUAAUCUCAUUUUGGAGUUAUAUGAUGAUUUUAAUAUAAGUGAAAUUGUUUCUACCUACCUACCUAACUACUCCUGUGUAAUUCAGACAGUUCAGAUAAUUAAAGUUUCUUCAUCUUUGUUCAUGUUUGUUUUAAUACGUGACUUGUAUUAUGGAGUUUCCCAAAGGUGUUUUACAAAAAUAAGUGGAAAAUGUCAAUACUCGACUACUUUUUAGUUUUUCUUGUAUUUUUUUUUAUCAUCAGUUUUCUUCUGCUGGAAUUUCCCUGUCGUAGGUCUAUUGGAAAGAGUUAUAUGCCCAAACCAAAUUGAUGGGUUACCAACUGAAUGAUAAUAUGAUUCUUUCCGUCGAGUAAAGAUCUAAUUUUUCUUACUUGAGCUCAUAACAUGUGGAAACUCAAAGGAAGAAACAUCUUCACCUGGUCUUAUAAUUCAUAUAAGACUAGUGAAGUUGCUGUAGAGAAACCAAUUGAGGGAUCUGUGAACCGAGAUGCUGUCCUUGCGAGAGUUGCAACAGAGAAGAGGUUGUCACUGAUCAAAGCAUGGGAAGAAAGUGAAAAGUCAAAAGCAGAGAACAAGGCUUACAAAAACAUUUCAUCAAUUUCUGCAUGGGAGAACAGUAAGAAAGCUGCAACAGAGGCUGAAUUGAGAAAGAUUGAAGAACAACUGGAGAAGAAAAAGGCAGAAUAUGCAGAGAAGUUGAAAAACAAAAUAGCUACAAUCCACCGAGAAGCUGAAGAAAAGAGAGCAUUUACUGAGGCCAAAAAAGGUGAAGAUUUCUUGAAGGCAGAAGAGACAGCUGCAAAGUACAGGGCAACUGGAUCAGCCCCAAAGAAACUCUUCGGUUGUUUCUAUUAAGCCUGUUCAUUUAUAAAAAUGUAGUAUUACUAUUAUUAUUACAUGUGUGGUUUGGUUGUCUUUUGUUGAGUUUUAGUUCAUCUUCAUUUAUUAUUGUGUGCACAGAGAUAUGUUGUUGGUGUGUAUACAACAAUUACUAUGUGCAUACAAAAAAUUGAAUUAUUCAAUUUGGGUAAUACCAAUUUCUUGUACCA